Molecule: messenger RNA, 875 nt
Organism: Desarmillaria tabescens
Lineage: Eukaryota; Fungi; Basidiomycota; Agaricomycetes; Agaricales; Physalacriaceae
Exons: 3
Coding region: 334-855 (173 amino acids)
Source: RefSeq, a predicted model, not a curated record
UCCGAAUAUGUCGGGGGGAGUUUGACUAGAACGGCGUCUUUGAUGUAUAUCAGCCGUGCUAUACGGCGAUGAUAAUGCCGCCAACGGCCUUACUUGUCCUCGGAGUCUCUAUAACCCGCCAUCUCAUACGGUCGAUCCUGGACUUCAUCAUUACUUCUUUCGUGGCCCUCGUCGAUCUAGUCCAGCCUUCUAUCCCUCACCACCAAGAACGCCAAGCUGUCACGAAACUACUAUAAAAGCUGUCGCCUCUUCGCUUUCAUACUUGCAGACUUUUGAUCUUCGUCUUCUUGGAAUCUGAUUGUUUCGAUCCCAUAUCGCUCAACUUUAUUACCAAUGUAUUCUUCGACAAUCCUCUUCUUCUCUGCGCUCUUCUUCGCUUCCGCACCCUCCUUUGUCCGGGGCUGGUGCCACCCAAACUUUGAGGGCGCUGCUCUCACUGUAGUCUGGAAUAACACACUCUCGUGGUCAGCCGAACCUGCUGUCGGCGCACCCAUCAGUGCGAGCACUUUGCCCUCCAAGUUCUUCUUCCAGCAGAAUGGAGAUGAUCCCGAUGUCACCUACACCAUCAAGACCGCGGCUAACGUCAACUUUGCGGCUGAAUAUGAUGGUCAGAGAUUGUUCAUGGACAAUGCUGACUGGUCAGGCAACGAGAACCAGAAAUGGAGAGUUGUAUGCAACACGUGUGAGACGGACAUCUCCCAGAAGCAUGGCGUCGUCGCUUCGUACUGCGAAAUCACUUCCAAAACCGAUAGCUUGUGCAUUACGGAGGGAUCUGGCCCUGGACCUUUGUAUUUAUAUUAUUGCAUCAGCCAUGGGGGCCAUGGGAAUUAUCUGUAUUUUGAUUUCUUGGUUUGAACAAUGACUGAAGGGGAGGG